UUCCGUCCCGCGGCCAUGCUGGUGGAACGCUCGGCUGACUUCGGGCGCAGCUGGAAGGUCUACCGCUACUUCGCCUACGACUGCGCCUCCGCCUUCCCCCAUGUCCCCCGUGGGCCCCCGCGCCGCAUUGAUGACGUUGUCUGCGAGUCCCGCUACUCCGACAUCGAGCCCUCCACCGAGGGGGAGGUGAUCUACCGGGUGCUGGAUCCCUCCAUCCCCAUCCGGGACCCCUACAGCCCUGCCAUCCAGAACCUGCUGCGCGUCACCAACCUGCGGGUGAACCUCACCAAGCUGCACACGCUGGGGGACAACCUGCUGGACACACGGCGGGAGAUCCGGGAGAAGUACUACUACGCGCUCUACGAGCUGGUGCUGCGCGGGAACUGCUUCUGCUACGGGCACGCCUCCGAGUGUGCCCCGCUCAGGGGGGCCCCCGCCACCGCCAACGGCAUGGUGCACGGGCGCUGUGUCUGCAAGCACCACACGCAGGGGCUGAACUGUGAGCGCUGCGAGGAUUUCUACCACGACCUGCCCUGGCGCCCGGCUGAGGGCUCCAGCACCAACGCCUGCCGCCGCUGCAACUGCAACGAGCACUCACGGCGGUGCCACUUCGACAUGGCCGUGUUCCUGGCCACCGGGAACACCAGCGGGGCCGUGUGCGACGACUGCCAGCACAACACCAUGGGCCGCCGCUGCCACCUCUGCAAGCCCUUCUACUACAAGGACCCCAGCAAGGACCUGCGGGACCCUGCGGUGUGCCGAGCCUGUGACUGCGACCCCGAGGGCUCUCUGGACGGGGGGCUAUGCGAUGGCGCCGAUGACCCAGCCCGGGGGCUGAUCGCGGGGCAGUGCCGCUGCAAGGAGAACGUGGCUGGUCCCCGCUGCGACCGCUGCAAACCUGGCUUCUUCGGCCUCAGCGCCACCAACCCUCAGGGCUGCCAGCGUAAGUGUGCUGUCGAGACGGGACAGUGCCGAUGCCGGAGCCAUGUGGUGGGACGACAGUGCGGCCAGGUGGAACCCGGCUUCUACCACAUCAACCUGGACCAUUACACCUAUGAGGCUGAGGAUGCUCGGCUGCAUCAGGGCUCGGUGGUGGAACGUGAACCCCCCACAGACCACCCGGCUUCGUGGACUGGGACAGGCUUUGUCCGCCUGCUGGAGGGCGGCUGGGUGGAGUUUCAUGUGAGCAACGUGCCUUUCUCUACCGAGUACGACGUGAUCGUCCGCUACGAGCCCCAGCACCCAGAGCCCUGGCAGGAGGUGAAGGUGAGGGUGCUGCGCCCCAGCCCUGUCUCAGCCAGCAGCCCUUGUGGAAACACCAUCCCGGCCGACGACUACCUCUCUGCCAGCCUCCCCUCUGGUGCCAGGUACGUGGUGCUGCCCCAGCCCAUCUGCCUGGAGCGUGGCGUCUCCUACACCCUGCGCCUGGAGCUGGGCUGUGCCACUGCUCGGCAGGAUCCCACCGCCAGCGUGCUCAUCGAUUCGCUGGUGCUCCUGCCCCGUUACUCCUCAGUGGAGAUGUUCAUCGCGGGCGACCCCGGCUCCAUGGAGCGACGGGAGACCUUCGAGCG
This is a messenger RNA of Mesitornis unicolor (brown roatelo), 1571 nucleotides long. RefSeq names its product laminin subunit beta-2-like. Lineage: Eukaryota; Metazoa; Chordata; Aves; Mesitornithiformes; Mesitornithidae. The transcript has 11 exons. The record is from RefSeq and is a predicted model, not a curated record. The annotation marks the transcript as partial. Gene Ontology annotation, biological process: cell migration; basement membrane assembly; substrate adhesion-dependent cell spreading. Gene Ontology annotation, cellular component: laminin trimer. Gene Ontology annotation, molecular function: integrin binding; extracellular matrix structural constituent.